AUGCCUAACUCCUUGAGCAACCCAUCGACUGAUGCUCCGGCCAAAUACCAGCCGUGGAAGAAAUGGUAUAAGCAGAACCCCAAUGCUCAGCCAGUUGUUAGACACCAAGUCGAGCUCUUUGAGGAUUCUCGCAACGGCCACGCGCCUACCGAACUGCCUGUUACCCUUUACAAACUCGAACUUGAUAGCCUCGAAGGACUCUUGGAUCUGGAAGAUGAAAGCUGA
Molecule: messenger RNA, 225 nt
Organism: Penicillium malachiteum
Lineage: Eukaryota; Fungi; Ascomycota; Eurotiomycetes; Eurotiales; Aspergillaceae
Exons: 3
Coding region: 1-225 (74 amino acids)
Source: RefSeq, a predicted model, not a curated record